Molecule: messenger RNA, 435 nt
Organism: Metarhizium acridum CQMa 102
Lineage: Eukaryota; Fungi; Ascomycota; Sordariomycetes; Hypocreales; Clavicipitaceae
Source: RefSeq, a predicted model, not a curated record
AUGGUUGGCUGGCACGAACGCUCAUGGGGUUACCGUGGAGAUGAAGGACAGGCAUUUGCUGAAGGGCGCGACGCCGAUUACGACGCCAAGUACGACGAAAAUGCCGUCAUAGGGUGUGGCAUCAAUUUCGAUGAACACAUUGCUUUCUACACCAGAGACGAAGUUGUCCUAGGAAAAGCGUUCACGGAUAUCAAGGGAAAACUGUACCCUGCCGUUAGCGUCGAUGAGUGCAUGGUGGGCUCGCGGGUGUCGACCAAAUUUUGGGUCGGCGAAACGACAAACUUCAUGUAUAAGGGCAGCCUUACAGCUCCGGGGACGCUGACCCGGCCAUGGCAGAUGGAGCCGCAGCCGCCUACUUCAUCUCUGAUCCAAACAUGGCUGCAAUCUCUCGAUAGUUUUGCUACAUGUGCCAUACUCCCACUUGACCUCUCCUAA